GGGCAAUGUAUAUGGUGCUGCCCCACCGAGGUCUGCUGUUGGGUUCCUGUGAUAAGGUGCCGAUAUUGUUGAGGUAUUAUUUUCUGGAGCUCUGAAAUCGACUUCGGGAAUUGCGAGUUGUCUUUAACCCUGACACGACUGCCGUUGUCGAAUAUUGGCAAUUUAAGACUUGAAGACGCCUUUCUGCAAUUUCUUCUGCAAACAGUCUCAAACCGCAACCAUGGAAUCCAACCGCGCAAUUCCCAUUCUCAACAAAGCCCAAGAUGAGGGCUAUGGCAUACCGGCCAUGUGUUGCUACAACACGGAGGGCAUCCUCGCGACCGUCCGAGCCGCCGAAGCAAAGAAGUCGCCGGCCAUGAUUCUUCUCUUUCCCUGGGCGAUCCACUACGCGAACUCAUGCCUCGUGCACCUGGCAGCAGAAGCCGCGCGAUCGGCCUCGGUCCCUGUAACCGUCCAUCUCGACCAUGCACAAGACCCAGAGAUCGUGAAGAAGGCAGCCGAUAUGGGCGGCUUCGAUAGCAUCAUGAUCGAUAUGAGUCACUACGAUAAGGAGGAGAACCUGCGAUUGACGGCCGAGUUGACCAAGUACUGUCACGAAAGAGGCAUUGCCUGUGAAGCGGAACCGGGCAGGAUCGAAGGCGGGGAGGACGGCGUAGGCGACACGGAAGACCUCGAGGGACUUCUAACUACCCCUGAGGAAGCACAGCAAUUCGUCGACUGCGGCAUCGACUGGCUCGCUCCGGCCUUUGGCAAUGUCCACGGAAACUACGGCCCUAGGGGCAUCCAGCUGGAAUACGGCCGUCUAGAGUCCAUACGGCAAAAGGUGGGAGAUAAGGUCCGGCUGGUGCUGCAUGGAGCGGAUCCGUUCACCAAGGAGAUCUUUCAGAAGUGCAUUGGCCAUGGUGUCAGCAAGAUUAAUAUCAACAAGGUGUUAAAUAAUCCCUGCCAGGAGGUGUGGGCGGAGAAGGCAACGAAGGCUCCGUUUACGAGUGUUAUUGAGGAGGCGACGUUAAGGAUGCAGAAGGCUGUAGAGUCGUGUUGUGAUAUGCUGGGGUCGACUGGGAAGGCUUAAAGUAACCGUGCAACGGUGGCAUGCAAGGAGAAGCUGUCUUCGGUUUUGUGGUGAACGGAUUUCACUUGACGUAUACAAAGAUGGGGUUGUAGGAUGGAUGGGAGGAACUCAUUGUGGGAGGACCACUGGCAGCAACGCUUAGUUAGAGACUACCGUGUUUAAUCAGCUGGCGCACGGUUUCACCUGUCGCACACUUUCGCUAGAAUAUGAAAAUUUCAAUAUAAUAGCAACUCCAUCAAUAUGGACCCAAUUGAGG
Westerdykella ornata is the source of this 1328-nucleotide messenger RNA. Its product is annotated as putative fructose-bisphosphate aldolase. Lineage: Eukaryota; Fungi; Ascomycota; Dothideomycetes; Pleosporales; Sporormiaceae. Gene Ontology annotation, biological process: carbohydrate metabolic process. The transcript has a single exon. Gene Ontology annotation, molecular function: aldehyde-lyase activity; zinc ion binding. The record is from RefSeq and is a predicted model, not a curated record. Bases 221 to 1072 code for a protein of 283 amino acids.